Messenger RNA from Drosophila takahashii, 894 nucleotides. It is a transcript of the gene mei-P22, whose product is annotated as meiotic P22. Lineage: Eukaryota; Metazoa; Arthropoda; Insecta; Diptera; Drosophilidae. The record is from RefSeq and is a predicted model, not a curated record.
AUGGAGAGGAUACCAUCGACUCCAAGUCCGGCCUCCACUUACUGCUCGGCCUGUGUGGGUUCCCAACACUCGCCGGUGCGCCGAUCGCAGCGCCUAAUCGACAAGGAAAUCCGGAAUUCCCAGAAGAUUCCGCCCAAAAGCUGUUCUCCUCAAUUGUUCGGGAACGAUGAAGACUAUUAUACUGAACUACCGUUGCAGCAGGACAAACCCACUGCGAAAGUUGUCCAUUUGCAGCCGGCGGAUAAAGUAGUACACCUAAGAUCCUCUGAUGAAAUCGUCCACCAGAAGUCUUCGGAUAAGAUUAUCCACCUUAAGAAUGAUAUCAAUAAACAAGGAAGGAAUAAGAAUGAUAAUCAAGAUCCUGAUCCUCCAAAAACUUCCCAAAGGAAGAGGAGCCGACCGGCAACACCCAAAAAACGUGUGCGAAAACCGAAGCAACCGGCUAAGGAGAAGCCCCAAAAAGAUUACCCAGGGAUCUCGCCCUCUUCAUCGAAACUGCCCUCACAAUAUCCAGCACAUUUUGUUCACCAGUUGCCGCCCUCAGAGGAAUUGAAUUCCUCAUCCGAUGCCCUUGAUUUUGGCGAGGACACUCAUAUUCCGGAUAUUCCAUCGGAAACCGAAUCGGAUUUCUCCGUGAACAUCUCCCUGAGCGACUCCAUUGGCGAAAUAUUCGGCACCAAGGAUGUAUGUAGCAUCCUAAAAGUGCAGCGUCCGCGUAAAUACAUUUUACUGGAGGAUCACCUGCCCGCCUUGGCCACCAUGUUGGAUGUGAACCUAGAGCGCCUACGGAAUGCCCUGGAAAUAACUCAGCGCUUGACCCAUGAGCAGAUCCUGCGUCUUCCUGUCAAGCAAGAAGUCGAGGACAUAGAGGAACUCCAAACUAAUCUUGUUUAA